AAGAUCAGCCUCCCAAAAAAGAGUGGAUGCAUGAAGAGUGCCACGUUGCCACUUCUCUUCGGUGCCAAGCUACAAAUUUGCCAUCUUUCUCUCUCUACCUCCCUUUCUUUCGGCCCGCACUUUCUCUCAUCCUCCAAUAUCUCUACAAAUUUCUUCAAUUCUCUUUUUUUUUUUUUCCAUCCCUUUUUCUGUCUAGGGUUUCAGAUUCUCUUUUUUUAGAAAGAGACAAUACAACGCUACGCGGCCGAUUCCUACUAACCUCCGCUUCAGAUUCUGAUCCCCCACGUGUUCCAACCUGGACCCGAUCCUUUCUUCUCGCUUCCCCCGAUCCGAUCCGGUUCUUUUAUCCAAAGUUUUCAACGAGAGAUCCCUUUUUGUUUGUAUAGUUUCGUUUAAAUUUGAUCGAAAAUGCUGCCUUUUUGAUUGCCUCUCUGUUGCAUCUUUGUCAGCCCAAGAAAUGAGUCGAUUAAUUUGAAAAGAAAAUCAUUGUUCAUGGGUUUGAAGAUCUCGCAUUACAAAGCCAUAAGUGAACCAUUUUAGAUGCUAUGCAGCAGUCGUUUAACGAGUGCAAUUGUUCAAACUGGGCUUAUAGGAACAAUUUUAACCCCGCAAAGGGUGCAUUUACGAAGUAUUGGAAGCACUUCAUAUGUCGGUGCUGGAUUAACUUUUUGGUGGAAUCGUGAAUUUCGAACGAGUGUAAAAAUGAUGGUUGAUUCAGGUGCAACGGCAAACCGAGGUCCCGUUAUUGAUGCCUUUCCGGAGAAAGAUGAUGAUGGUGGAUAUGUUAGCGGAGGGUGGAAAAGUGAAGAUGGAAAGUUAAGCUGUGGGUAUUCAAGUUUCAGGGGAAAGAGAGCCACCAUGGAAGAUUUCUAUGACAUUAGAACUUCCAAGAUUAAUGGGCAGACAGUCUGCACGUUUGGAAUCUUUGAUGGGCAUGGUGGUUCUCGUGCUGCUGAAUAUUUAAAGCAACACCUUUUUGAGAAUCUAAUGAAGCAUCCACAGUUCAUGACUGACACCAAACUUGCGAUAAGUGAAACAUAUCAACAGACUGAUGUAGAUUUCUUGGAUUCUGAAAGAGAUACUUAUCGAGACGAUGGUUCAACUGCUUCAACAGCAGUGUUGGUUGGUAACCAUCUGUAUGUUGCUAAUGUUGGAGACUCAAGGACUAUAAUAUCCAGGGCUGGAAUAGCAAUCCCUCUCUCUGAAGAUCAUAAACCAAAUAGAAGUGAUGAACGGAAGAGAAUUGAAAAUGCUGGAGGGGUUGUUAUGUGGGCAGGAACUUGGCGGGUAGGAGGUGUGUUAGCUAUGUCUCGAGCUUUCGGUAAUCGUAUGUUGAAGCAAUUUGUUGUUGCAGAACCGGAGAUCCAGGAUAAAGAGAUAGAUGAAGAGUUUGAGUUGCUUGUGCUUGCUAGUGAUGGCUUAUGGGAUGUCGUGCCUAAUGAGGAUGCUGUUUCGCUUGCGCGAGCAGAAGAAGAACCAGAGACAGCUGCUAGAAAGUUGACAGAAACUGCUUUCACCCGUGGUAGUGCUGACAAUAUAACAUGCAUUGUGGUGAGAUUCCACCAUGACAAGGCAGAACUAGUUAAUCCUGAGCAUCAGUAGAAAUCCUCAUAUUUUAAUAUUGCAUUUGCAUGUGUAGAUUUAUUGACAAAUUUAAUUAGUUUCAUUUUGAAAUCUGCAUGUGCCUUAUGGCCAAUGUGCAUAUCUCAAGGAGACAACUUGUUUAUUCAUUGUUUUUUGUUUCCUAAUGUUCUCUUGCAUGGAAUACAUGGAUCUAAUGUCCUGUUUAUUCCCGAACUUGUCCGUACUGUCUACACUCUUGUGUUCAUAUCCAUGUUUAGUUGAUAUCUAAUAAAGCCAUUCUAAGAUUCUAAGUUA
This is a messenger RNA of Durio zibethinus, 1878 nucleotides long. RefSeq names its product putative protein phosphatase 2C 76. NCBI's taxonomy places the organism in Eukaryota, Viridiplantae, Streptophyta, Magnoliopsida, Malvales, Malvaceae. The record is from RefSeq and is a predicted model, not a curated record. Gene Ontology annotation, biological process: protein dephosphorylation. Gene Ontology annotation, molecular function: protein serine/threonine phosphatase activity.